Messenger RNA from Lolium perenne, 2100 nucleotides. The record is from RefSeq and is a predicted model, not a curated record. Lineage: Eukaryota; Viridiplantae; Streptophyta; Magnoliopsida; Poales; Poaceae.
AUGAGGGCUCUGAUUUACAAUAUCCGAGGGUUCGGUGAGCAGGGGCGCCGAACACAACUUAAAUCCUACAUCCGAGGGGAACGGGUGGACAUCAUUGGGCUUCAGGAGACUAUCAAAGUGGAUUUCUCAGCGACGGAGCUGCGGAGCCUGGAAUUCGGGGGUCAGUUCGCUUGGAACUGGCUGCCGGCGGAGGGCCAUUCCGGGGGUAUGCUCCUCGGUUUUCGUGAUGAGUGCUUUGAUGUUGGUGCUUGGAGGCAGGGGACCUUCUUCAUCUCGGCUACCAUACUCCAACGGAAGAACAAUAUGAAGUGGUGCUUCUUCCUGGUGUAUGGGCCGGCGUAUCAUCGUCGCACGGAUGAGUUUCUGGGAGAACUUACCCACGCGGUGGCAGGGUGCCAAUUUCCGGUGGUCAUUGCCGGGGAUUUUAACCUCAUCCGGACAGCUGAUGAGAAGAGUAAUGACAACAUCAGCUGGUCGAGGGUGAGACGCUUUAAUGAGGCUAUCGCCGAUAUGGCCUUGCGUGAACUGGAGCGUACCGGGGCGCGCUUCACAUGGACCAACAAACGACUCCGGCCGACACGGUGUGUUUUGGACCGGGUGCUCGUGGCGCCGGCCUGGGAGGCGGCGUUCCCUCUGUGCUCGCUUACGGCGAUUACGAGGAUUGACUCGGAUCAUACGCCUCUCUUACUAUCUACCGGAGAAGAGACAAGGCGCCCAUCGCCGAGAUUCUUCUUCCAGACUUGGUGGUUUGGCGUACCGGGCUUUGGGGACCUCCUCAAGGCCAAACUUGGCAGCUUUAUCCAGGAGCGGGGAGCGCACAGGUGUUGCAUUGACCAGUGGCAGUGCGUGGCGCGCAACACUCGUCAAUUCCUCAAGGGAUGGGGAGCCAAUUUGGGAAAGGAGAAAAGGGACUUCAGGGCUAACCUGCUCCUGCAAGUCUCUGAGUUGGACAAGGUGGCGGACGCCACUGGCUUGGAUGAGGAUGGCUGGGCGCUUAGAUACCACUUGGAAGACCAGCUAUCGGCCUUGGACAGGGCUGAUGAGGAGUACUGGCGCCAACGCAGCCGGGUGCAAUGGACUCUCAGGGGAGAUUCUUGCACGGCCUACUUCCAUGCCAUCGCGAAUGGGCGUAGACGGAAGUGUUCGAUACCGCGGCUGAUCACGGAACAAGGGGAGGUCCAUGAACAGCGAGAGCUCAUGGAACACAUAUAUGUGUUUUACCAGGGCCUCAUGGGAUCGGUCGGGGAGACCAGGCGGUUUUCUCUGGGACAUAACCUUUGGGAAGGGAACCAAAGGGUGUCCCAGGAGGAAAACCAUGAUCUGGAACUUACUUUUACUGCGGACGAAUUAGACGAAGUUCUGGCUAGCAUGAAGCAAGAUUCGGCGCCAGGUCCUGACGGCCUACCAGUCAUCUUCUUCAAACGGUUCUGGGGAACUCUUCGAGGUCCACUCCUGCAGCUUCUCAACGACUUUGCCCUAGGGAGGGUUGACGUUGCGCGGCUCAAUUAUGGGAUCAUCACUCUUAUCCCCAAGGUUAAAGGGGCGGACCAUAUUAGACAGUUUAGGCCGAUAACGCUUAUUAACGUCAUUUUCAAGUUUAUUGCGAAAGCCUACGCGAUUAGACUAGCUCCCGUUGCGCAUAGGGUCAUCGACCGUUGUCAGACGGCCUUUAUUAAGGGGCGAUGCCUACACGAGGGGGCGCUGGCCUUACAUGAAAUUGUGCACGAGCUGCACGUCAGGAAGCAAAAGGGUUUGCUCCUGAAGCUUGACUUCGAGAAGGCCUACGACAGGGUCGAUUGGGAUUUUCUCCAAGAGAUCCUUCUGCGGAAAGGCUUCUCCGCCAUGAUGGUGCAUAGAUUGAUGCAACUGGUCAGGGGUGGCCAGACUGCGAUUAAUGUUAACGGGGAAAGAGGGCAUUUCUUCCGUAACGCGCGUGGAGUGAGGCAAGGGGACCCACUCUCGCCGAUCCUCUUCGAUUUUAUGGUGGACGGCCUGGCCGCGAUCAUCUGCAAGGCCAGGGCGGCAGGACACGUUAGGGGGCUAGUGUCACAUCCGAUCCGGGAGGGGUUACUCACCUGCGAUGCGCGGACGACACCAUGA